AAAUAUCAGAGCCUCACCAAACAUCCAGCAGAGCCCGUGGACCCUAAAGAGUCAGACACAGUCUGAGAGAUCUGCAGAAAGGCCGACAAUCCGGAUCAGAACAAGAACCAGACAAGUCCAAACUGUCAGCAUGUUCUCAACAGCGAACUCCUCCAGAGUGACGGCCGUCUGUAUGGUGGCGAUGAUGAUGAUGAUGAUGAUGAUGAUGACGGAGGCAGCGGCCAUGCUAAAAGGAGGAGGCCAAUCCAGACACUCAGUGAAGACACACAGGAAGACUUCUGACGGUGCGGUGGUAGAAACCGUCCCCCUGCAGCUUGACACCAACUUCUUGGUUCCCAGCAGACCCAUCAGGCCGCUGGAGAACAUCUCCAUCUCCCCGUGGACGUACAACAUCUCCCACGAUGAGUCUCUGUUUCCUCCGACGUUGUCCGAGGCUCGUUGUUUGCUUGACGGCUGUCUGGACUCGGAGGGCCAGGAGGACCUGAGCCUGAAGUCCAGACCCAUCAUGCGCCAGGUGAUGCUGCUGCGCCGAGUCAGGUCGACGGGGGCGGGGCCAGGGGCAGAACAUGGCUACCACUUCCGGCUGGAGUCCCGCCUCAUCGCUGUGGGCUGCACCUGCGUCCGACCCAUCGUCCAGCGCCAAGACUGAAGAGCAGCAGAGACCAGACCGGCAACCGGGUCAGACUGAGAUGAUCAGACAGUCUGGACCGGUACCGGUACUGCCCAAAAAACAAUGUUGUAAUUUUGGUUUUGUGUCUAUUCAGAGAGACUUGAUAACUUGUCUUUGCUGUGCUGUAUGAACUGAAUUUAUUAUGUUUUGUUUAUAACUAUAAAAGAUCCAAACAUUGAACUUUUUAAAAUUUUACAUUUUACAGAAAGGACGCGAGGUGUUUCGACUGAUGUAAUGAAAUGUGAAGUGGUCGGUUCUUCUUGCUGCUCCGCUGGCCGUCAGAUCAACAGUUUAUUUCAUUUACAGUUCAAUUCUUUUGUUUACACUUUUCAUUUUUCUCCAAACACAACUACAUACUGGAGCUUAAGUUCAGGAGCAGACAGGUUAUUAAUGGAUGUGUCUCAUAUGUAAUGUUCUAUUUAUGCGUUAUUU
Acanthopagrus latus (yellowfin seabream) is the source of this 1102-nucleotide messenger RNA. It is a transcript of the gene il17a/f1, whose product is annotated as interleukin 17a/f1. Gene Ontology annotation, molecular function: cytokine activity. Gene Ontology annotation, biological process: inflammatory response. Gene Ontology annotation, cellular component: extracellular region. NCBI's taxonomy places the organism in Eukaryota, Metazoa, Chordata, Actinopteri, Spariformes, Sparidae. Bases 131 to 649 code for a protein of 172 amino acids. The transcript is spliced from 3 exons. The record is from RefSeq and is a predicted model, not a curated record.